GGAAACAGAACACAGAGGAGCAGUGAGGCCGGGCUCUGGGGACACCCCUCCUGGAGGGGUCACCAGGGGCCAGCUCACAGGCUCGUGGAGGGCAGCCGAUGGCCAGCCACCGCCCUGGCAGAACCCACAGAAGUUCAGCUGGCCAGUCAGGGAGCCUGGCAUGCCUACACGGGUGAGACAGCAGGGCCCGGGGCUGCCAGCCUCCCUCGCCGCGGACUCCUCAUGCAGCGCACGUGUACUGCUCACCACCAUCUCGGCCUGCUUCGAGGAAGGGGUACGGAGAGGGGGCUUCCACUGCUUCUGCCCAGGGCAACCCAGACACCCCCAGCUGCUGGGGUCCAACAGCUGUUGUGAGGAUGCUGGGGGUACAUCAGUGGCCUCACCUUGGCCCCAGAUGGGCCGCACCCUAGCAAGGCUGGACCAGAGCCACAGGCCCCUCAGCCUGAGCAGACCCCAUCAACAGCUGAGUCAGAGCCAGUCCUUUUCCCAACGCUGCAAACACAAGCCCUGCCCUCACUGCCUCCGCCUGCCAGAACCCUUCCAGGCCAAGCGGUCAAAGCACAGAGCUUCAAAGGAACUGAACAACUCCACCAUCUGGCAGUCCCUACACAGGGCCCAGGACGAGCUGGGCCUGCAGACGGCCCUCACUGACGUGCCUGCCUGGCCCAAACGUGGGUCCUGCACAAUCAGCAGCUUCCUGCCUGGGCUAAGAGCGCCAUGCCGGGAAGGGAGGUCUGUGAUGGGAGCGUGGAGCAUGCCAUCUCUGCCGUCUGCCAAGCCCCUGGCGUCAUCCCCAAGGCAACACGACUUGAAACACCACAGAGCAAUCUGAAUCAACAAGUGGAGGUGGGGCCUAGGGAGCUCUAUGCAAACCAACUCGGAGUCAGUGCCAUGCAUCUCACAAACGUGGCCAGAGGCUCUCCAGAAAGGGCUGCUCACAGCAACCAACCACCUCGGCUCCCCCUGCCCACAAGGUCAAAGGAGAAGAAAGCAUUCGGCCGCAGCUCCUAGCCGUCCUUAAAGGGCCACAGGCAAUGGACAGGCCCAGAGGGACCCUCAUCAUGCAGGCCUCCUCCUCCUGCCUGGGGCCCGGGCGUCCCGCAGGGCUCCAGACAUGGGGGCUGGCCAGGAGCAAGGGAAGAGAAGGCGGGGACUAGAUCUCGGCAGUGCCCUAAAGCCUCGCUCACUGCCCUGGAGUGAGGUACCCACUGUGACUUGUGUCCUGGAGGCCACUGCCACUCAAAUCUCGAGCCUCCUGGAGGCAGCCAGCAAGCCGGCAGCCUUCCCGCCUCCCCACGCCCGGCCCAGCGCCCCCACAACACAGUCUGCGCAGAGAAGCAAAGUGCAGAGCAAGGGGUCGCUUGCCUUUGUUGCCAUAGGUCCUGGCGCAGUGGAACGCUGCUCCCCCAUUCGGGAUGGGCUCCUGGUGCCUGGAGACCUGGGGAAGGGGAACACCGUGGUGGGUUUUAACAUGGACCUUUAAGUAGGAGGCAGAGGAGAAACCUAAACAAGAUAAAAGGAGAUGAGAUCCCGCGGCCAGCACACAGAUACCUCUCUGCUUCCCCCACGCCUCUCCUCCGGCGGCGGUGGCUAGCCUUCCUAGAAGGGGCCCCUCCUUGGCUCAGAAACGCUGCAACCACAGGAGCCACCUGGCUCAGGAGGGAGGGUGGCACUCUCCUCGAGUCGGCUUCUUGGCAGAGCCCUCUCUGCAAGGCUGUGGUGGAGGGCUGCCUGGAAGGAGGGCCACAUGCCUCUAGGCUUGCUUGGUGCCUCAGUAACAAGCAGUUUGAGAGGACGUCCCACAGCCCCAGACCAGCUGCAGGGUCCACGGCUAGAAAUGCAUUCAUGAAAAGAUAUGGGGCUCCAGGGCAGCCAGCAGAAUGCCUGCUUAACACUUGCGAAGAUAAACUUCCUGCACAAGAUACCGGAGGGAGGCAAGAUGAAAUCCCAAAGAAAUGCCUCCAGGAGGGGAAUCCCCUUCUUGUAUGUGGUAGGACAAGCUCUGUUUUGCUAACUUUCUCACCUUCAGAAUAACUGGAUUUAAUAACUGUUUAGAUUCUUUGAAGGAUAAUAAAAAACAGGAAGUUACGUUAAAGGGGUGCAGUCCUUUCUUAUUCAUGGUGAUCUUUUUGGUUUGGUUUUGGAGGAUCCAUCAGGUUCACUUAUUAAGGAAGAAAUAAACAGGGAUAAUCCUUGUCUUUAUUUGGGGGAGGGGCAGUCCUGCCCUCAGGGAGCUGCUCCAUCCCAGCCCAGAUGCUCCAGCCAGUUUGAGCCUCAAGACACCCCACGCUGGGAAGAACAGACUGUGGGCCAACUUCCGCUGCAGCCACAGUCCGAGGAUGUGCAACCAGGUGGGCUGGUCAACGGAUUUCCACUUGGUCUCGCAAGAAGGAACUGUGCCAUCAAAUCUCCCCAGUCAAGGAUCCGAAAGUGCCGCUGGCAGGAACCACAGCUUCUUGGCAGAAGGCCCUCCGGGGGGCCAGUGCCCUGACAGUGUCCCUUUAGUCCACUCCAGAUCCUCAGGUAUUUUUAUUCCCUGGUUAAACUGCAGUCACAGAGUAGCUGUAGGAUUCACUACUAACUGGGGAGACGGGACAGUGCUGUGUCCCGUCUGCACAAGACUUGUUUUAAAAAAGUCUUGAAUUGGCCCAGCCUUUCCAACACUGCCAGGACUACAACAAAGGUCACCUUCAUCAUGCAACAAAGGUGUGCCAGGCCUAGUGCACCGCAUGCACUGUUCUGUGCCUUGCGGCCAAUGUACAGCCACUAAAUGGCAACACCUGGACUCCAACCCUAGGACCAUGUGCCACUAUUCGGUCCUUCACCACCAGGCAGACUCUCUAAUGUCCCUGCAUCUUGGCCUUGGCCCUAGGAACAUUCCCUUGGACUCUUCACAAUAGGUUCUGUAUCACCAUUUACACUCCUGUAUUUCUCUGCCAUGUUGGUGGAUUAGAAUGGAAGCUGCUGAUAGGCAGGGGCUGACCUGCAGUAAUCUUAUUUAACAGACAUUCCCCUGAUGGUAGUAGCAUUCGGUGGUUCUGGAGGGAAAUGGGGACUGGGUGGAUUUUCCUUCCUUUCCUGACAAAGACCCUCCUGGACCAGAUGCUGGUCCUGCCCCACGUGGUGGAGCUCGCCAUCUGUGCUGUGACCGACUGGUAUGCCUGGGGCCAAGCACAGGGACAGGCUGGCUCACAAGGGACCCACAUAAACUCUCCUACGAGGGAGGCUAUAGUCAGAAAGGAGCAGAUAAGCCCUGCCCUGCGGAUGGUGCUGUGACCCCAGCAACUAGCAUAAUGUAUCAGGACUUUCUGACUGAUGGAUACUACUUUGGAAAGUAAUUUUUUUUUUCUGUUUUUUCAAUCCUUUGUGGGGUUCUUGAAUGGUUUGAAGCCCUCUCCAUGGAGCACCAGGACAGGGCUGCUGCAAUCAAAAGAGAGGAAAGGAGGGAAGGAGCUCCAGGAA
Sus scrofa (pig) is the source of this 3462-nucleotide messenger RNA. Lineage: Eukaryota; Metazoa; Chordata; Mammalia; Artiodactyla; Suidae. The record is from RefSeq and is a predicted model, not a curated record.